AUUUGUUUGUAUUGCCGCGCACUAAAUUCUGGCGAGGUUGUGUGUUUUACGUUACCCUUGUUUGUGUUUUUGAAGUCUGCACUUCAGUUGACAUAAUCAUCAACUUCAUUAUCUUGUUUGAUUAUAAAAUGGAUACGGAUUUAUAUGAUGAAUUCGGGAAUUACAUUGGGCCUGAUCUUUUAUCUGACGAAGAGGUGGAGGACGAUGUAAAUAGUGUUGACGAUGAAGGUACCGAGGAGGAAGAUAUGGCUCAGGAUGCUGUUAAUCACAUUGAAACAAAUGAUGUACAAGAAGAAAGUUUGGCUGUUAUUCUUCAUGAAGAUAAAAAGUAUUAUCCAAGUGCACUAGAAGUCUAUGGUCCCGAGGUUGAAACCUUAGUACAGGAAGAAGAUGCCCAGCCGUUAACACAACCAUUAAUAGAACCAGUUCGCCGCAAAAAGUUUGCUUACACUGAAGCAUCAAUUCCAACAACAACGUACGACCCUGAAUUCUUGGCUGAUCUUAUGGAUUGUCCGGAAUUGAUUCGCAACGUUGUUCUUUGUGGACAUUUGCAUCAUGGCAAAACUUCCUUCAUGGACUGUUUUAUAGAACUUACUCACCCUGAUAUUGAAGCGAAAGAAGACAAAAAUCUCAGGUACACUGAUUUCUUGCACAUGGAGGUAGAAAGAGGGCUGAGUAUAAAAUCUACUCCAGUCUCCUUGGUGCUGCGCAGCAUGCAAGAAAAGUCGUAUCUGUUUAACAUAUUUGAUACACCAGGUUGGUUGAGACAUUUCACACAUUAAUUUGUUUAUAUUUGCACCGCAUAAUGCAUCAGAGACGAAAUUCGUUAGUUCCGUGUUAUUGAUAGAAACACUGAGUUUGUGUGAAGCUGACUACUCGAUUCUUCUGUUCAACUAAACAUCGUUAACUGUUUUCGACUAACGAAUCCUGAAAACACGAAACAGAAUUCAAAAUGUAUUUGGUUUACGUAUAUCUUAUUUUUACUAAACAUGUCAUAUUUAUCUGGUGUUUGGUUUCUUCUAUUCAUGUGCCUAUGACUCCUGAUAUUUCCGACUACUUUAAUUUUAAACUAGCAAUAAACAUUCAAUCAGUUUGUGAGUUCCAGUAAAGGUGUUAUUUCCAAUGUUCUUCGUAAAUUUGAAGUUAGAUAACGUAGCUAUCUUUUCAGUACAUCUAAGUCUUCAGUCUCUCUUGAAUAACUCAUUUCGGUCAUUUACUAGGAAAAUGAUUUUUCCAAAUGUAUUGUUUCUCUGAUAUGUAUUGGGUUGUGUACUGUUUAUAUAGGCUAUAUGGUUACUGGAGCACUUCAGAAUGUUAACUUGAAGAUUCUUUGACAAAGCUCCUUGUACACUAUCCGCUCAUUGAUGGGUAAAUCAAUUAGUAGUUUUCAAAAUUGGUAUUUGGACUUGCGGCUUUGUUUACUUUGAAUGACGAAGGCAGAUAAAUAUACACGUUUAUAUUUAAAUGUUUAUCUUGUGUCACUUUGUUAGGGUUAGGAAUGGACCUACAACAAUUACAGAUCUCGAGACAGUGGUUGAGCCACUCUAAUACGAUCAGUUCUCUUCACAAUAGACGACCGCAGUUUACACAACACAUCAACACCUGACGUCUAACACAGGGAGAAAAUGAAUUUUAGGGGAUUCGGUAUUCGAGGUAGGACAAGCAGUACAAAACGAAUUGGUACAACCCUGCAUAUAUAGUAACAAAACACGACCUUUAAGCAUACAUAAAUUUAGCCAACUGAAACCAAUAACAACUAGCCCUAAAAGGCAAAGGUCAUGCGGAAAAUCUAAUUAAGAGAAAUGAACAAGCAAUUAUUGUUUGUGAAAGGAUCUCAGCAUUGUUGACAAAAUUUAAGUAUUUUUGUGAUCGCCUUAGUAGUUUACACUUAGGCCUGUUAUCCCUAUUGAAACGCAAUCCCUCAACGAGGAAUCUCCAACCAACUUUGUCUUGGACUCUCCUUUCCAGUUGUUUCCGGGUGCUAUUCAUACUCUUGAUAUCUACUUCCAGUUCUCCAUCUCCUUUACUUUUGUCCUGAGGACUCCAAGUUAAGGCUUACCCUGGGAUGCACUUUGAUUUCUUCAGUAUGUCUUAUCCAUCACUAGCAUCUUUUCCUCAACUGGGAGUCAGUUUAUUCUCUUUUAGAGCAGGUUAUUGCUUCUGGUCUGUGGUCGGUGGAUUUGUAGAAUCUUGCUUAGACAGUUGUUUAUGAAUACUUAUACUCUUGUAGUGAAUAAGAACACAAUUGGGGCAAUUGAAUGUAUUUGAACACAAAAGCACAGAACCUCCUAGUAAAAUCUGAGAACCAUACAGUAAAUGCUUGAUUAGCAAAAUGUCAAUCAAUCGUCUCAGACUUGAUUGUUCCUUUGUUUCCACAGCAAUCAUUCUCUGUUCUCGUUCUCUUCGAUCUUCUUAAACUUUCGCCUCCAGGCAUUUCACUUUCGAUUGAUGAUACAUACUACCUAUAUCUGGUGACAUCAGUGGCACACACCACACUCUCUUAGUGAUGGUGGUGGCAAUCACUCAAGUUCCAGCUCAGUAUAAUUCUGACUUUGGUCUUGAGUGACAGUUGUUUUGAGUUCCAGAUAUUCUUUAAUUAUAGAAAUGUUGCCCUUGCUUCGUCAAUUUGUUUGUCGGUACUUGCAUCAGAUCGUGUUUUUAUCAAUGAUGCUCCCCGAGUGCUUAAAGGUUUCCACCUCUUCCAGAGCUCCUCCAUCAAGUGAUUUGGUCGGUGCUCACUGUCGCGUUUUCGAGAUCUUGCUUUUUCCUUUAGGAAUACUGAAGCCGACUGCCAUGGAGGCCACUGCUAUACUGUUAGUAUUUGUUUUUUUACUGUGUAUAGAAAGAAAUAGGUCACAUGCAAAUUCCUAAUCGUCCAACUUCGUCCAAAAUGUUCAAUGUAUUUCUUACUUCUGAGAUAUGGAAUUCUUCAUAAUCCAGUCAACAACAGGGGUAAAGGUGGGAAUAUGUAAUUCUGUCUGACAUCAGCAUUUAUUUAAAAUUCAUCUUUGAGCUACCCCCUAUGCAUGACCUUGCAGUUCAGUCCUGCUUAGGAGUUUCGUAUAGUAGUGACAAUUUUUCCGAGUGCUCCAUAAUAUUGAGGAAGAUUCCACAACCUUUUCGACCCACACCGUCGAAUACUCUCUCAUAAUCAAGGAGAUUUAAGUAUAAUGGUGAGUUCCAUCUAAUUGAUUGUUCAUCAAUCAUCCACUGUAUCGCGAUUUUGUUGACACAUGAUCUAUCCUUAUGAAAGCCAGCUUGUUGAUGCAAGGUCAGAUGUGUACUGUAUCUUUCACCUACUUCAGCGACGCUGUGUUAAAAACUGCCUGGUCCUGACAGUAUCAUGGUUUCUCUGUAGCUCUCUUUUCAUCGGUAUCUUGGUGAGGUGUCCUUCUUUCCAGUUUUUUACUUGUUCUUUCCAAACCUUUCUGUAAGGAGCAUGCGUCUUUGCAGUUACUUCUGUAUUUAGCUUCAGCUGGUAUGGCACUUGAUCCCGUUGCUUUCCCACACUUGAUUUGUUUGGUAACCUUGCUGAUUUCUAUUCUUAGUGAGGUAUCAUGUGUAUGAAGGUCUACGUGUGCUGUUUCGAUUUCCAGUGAGCUUAGUGAGGCUGUCCCGCUGCUCUUAAGUUUUAGUAUUAGUUUGUCUUCCUUACUUGUGACUGGUCACUCUGCCUAACCAUAUUUACCAAAUGGAGGUCCUUCAACUCCCAGGGCUGAGUUUAAUUGAUUUUAAUUCUUUUCUCUGGUCGGCGUUUUUGUAAUGGGCUUUAGUUAAUAACCUCAACUUUAACCAUCCUUCACCCUGUUUUGGGAGCGUUAGUAAUCCUGGAUAGGCUCCAGGUGAAGUUAAACAUUCAUGCUUUUUUUAUUUUGAAGAAUUUAGAGAGUCGUGAAAAACAACAAGGCUAGAACCAUGAGGUUAGCAAUUUUGGUUUUUAAAACAACUUACAUUUAUGAAGAGAGAUGCCAAGUUGUGGCUGGCACUGCCUAUUUUCCGGGUUAGUGGUACUCUCUGACUCUCCGGACCAAUGUAGAUUGAGAAUUCAAUACUCUGCGAACAACAAUCUUCAGCUUCUAAAACAUGAUCAAGUAAACUUUCGUCCCAGGUAAUGUGAGUUGUAUUACAGGGUUGGAAGUCUUUGAAUUCAGAAAGACUAAAACGGGAUCUCUUGUGAGUAACUGGUCCCAGGUGAUCCUCCUUAGGCUUAGAUACUGUACAACGAAGGUAUUUUAACAUCAGAAGACAGAAAUCUAAGGUUCUUGGGGUUUUCUUCGGUUCAUAAACAAUAUACUCAUCUUAGAGAUUAUUCUUUUACCAAAUUUUCUCAGUAACUCAGUAUAUCUUCAUAAUCCAAAAAUCCCCGAAUGAAUAAUCACCAACUCGAUUAUUUGUAUCUUUCUGUAAUAUACUGUGAUUUAAUAUUCAUCUGUAUAACUACCAGUCCUUGGUUAUUCCUUGUGUGGUAUGUGUUAUUUAAAUGGACAGAUAUAAGUAGUAUCAGGAACUGGAAGUAGAAUUCUUACUGACAAAAAAAGGAAAAUAAAAAAAACGAAAAGGAAAAUGUAAAACGAUCAAAAUAACAACAGGGACGGAAGGACGAUGGAGUUUUUAAAGAACAAUUCAGUGAAGGUGGUGGUAUUUAGUGAAUUGUUUUCAUAUUUUACAAACAUUAAUUUUGUAUAAUAUAACUGUUUUCCCCCUCUUAAAUCUUCGUUCAUUACACUUGUAGGUAUCUCGUUUCAUUUCAAAGUCGGAUUAACCCUAUUUCUACCUUUUUGGGAUCACUGUAUUCAGUCAAACAGUGUUUUUUCCGCUCUAACCCAUUUGUUUUAAGUACUGUGAAUGUAUAUAAAAGCAUUGAUCCAGAAAAUAUACUUAAUGACCCAUUAAAAUUUUCUCCUGAUUUGAUCGAUCAGUUUUUCAAAAUGUGUUUGUAAUUUAGGUCACGUCAAUUUUUCCGAUGAAGUAACUGCUGCUUUUCGACUCGCUGAUGGAAUCUGUCUGUUGGUGGACGUCAGCGAAGGUGUACUUUUAAACACCGAACGUAUUCUUAAACAUGCUCUACAAGAACGACUACCGGUAACACUGUGCAUCAACAAAAUAGAUCGUCUCAUAAUUGAACUAAAAUUGCCACCAAUGGAUGCGUAUUACAAAAUCAAGCACAUAAUUGAUGAAGUAAAUUCAAUUCUUCUGACUUAUUCUGAAGGUGCAGGUAUUACGGAUGAUACACAACCUGUUGUCAGCCCAUUAUUGGGAAAUGUAUGCUUCGCAAGUACUUAUUACCGAUUCUGUUUUACUUUGGAAUCAUUUGCGAGAAUAUAUAUGGAUACAUUUUCUAACGGUAUGGAUCACAAAGAAUUCGCUGGACGUUUAUGGGGUGAUAUAUAUUUUAAUUCUAAAACAAGAAGAUUUCAAAAACGGCCACCUUCUGCGAAUUCACAACGAACAUUUGUAGAUUUUAUUCUGGAACCUUUAUAUAAGAUUUUUGCUCAAACUGUUGGCGAUGUUGAUACUUGCUUGCCGUCAUUAUGUUCAGAGUUGGGUAUCUAUUUAACGAAAUCCGAAAUGAAACUGAAUAUACGCCCACUUUUGCGUUUGAUAUUUAAACGAUUCUUUGGCGAUUUCUCUGGAUUUGUGAAUAUGUGUGCAGAACAUAUACCAAGUCCGGUUAACUCAGCCGCAACUAAAGUGGGAUCAACGUAUACUGGCACACUAGAUAACGAUCUCGGACGUGCCAUGAUAAAAUGCAACAUGAAUUACGAACAUGUAAUGGUUCAUACUACCAAACUUUAUCCUGAUCAAGAAGCUAUCUCUUUUCAUGUUUUUGGACGAGUUAUGUGUGGUACCUUAUUUGCUGGUCAAACCGUCCGUGUUUUAGGCGAAAACUACACACUUUCUGAUGAAGAAGAUUCACGACCAGCUACAGUUGGCCGUUUGUGGGUAUCUAUCGCGCGUUACCAGCUGGAGGUGAAUCGGGUACCAGCGGGUAAUUGGGUGUUGAUUGAGGGUGUCGAUCAUCCUAUUGUGAAAACAGCUACAUUAACAUCAGCGGAUGCCCGUGGAGCAUAUAUAUUCAGACCCUUAAAUUUCAAUACUUCUUCAGUUGUUAAGAUUGCCGUGGAACCUGCCAAUCCUUCUGAGUUACCUAAAUUGUUGGAUGGUCUCAGAAAAGUUAAUAAAAGUUAUCCUCUCCUCGCCACCAAGGUUGAAGAAUCAGGUGAACGUGUCAUUCGUGGUACUGGUGAAUUGUAUUUAGAUUGUGUUAUGCACGAUUUGCGCAAGCUGUACUCUGAUAUCGAUGUGAAAGUUGCUGAUCCUGUUGUAGCGUUUUGCGAGACAGUUGUGGAAACUUCCUCUUUGAAAUGCUUUGCUGAAACACCAAAUAAGAAGUGAGUUUGUUGUGUAAGCUUUUAUUAAAAUCUCUCAAGAACACAUGUCAAUGUAAUAUUAUUGAACAGCAUUUUCUUACAUUUUAAAUGAUACCCGUUUUUUCCCUGAUGGGGUUGCACAACGGUUAGUGUUCGUGAAAAAUCCUGUUUCUUAAUCUUUAGAUAAUUUCCGAACUCAUUUUUGUUUGCAUUUUGAGAAGACUUCAAGUUGAUAUUUCUGUUAUCACAUUUAUUUAGUUCUCUGAUAUGUAAUAAAAGUUUCACUGGUUAUAUUUGUUGACACUCAAUAAACUGUAAAUAUAUGACAGGGGGAAAUUAUGUUUUGUAUGAAUCUCAUUGAUUGAAUUCAACGUUUCCCUUGGCAAUCUCCUCCAAUCUUUUUCAAGGAAAUAUAAUCAAAAUGAUGGAAUAUACAUGUUCGUUGAUGCUUUACUUUAACUCGGCGCUCAACUACUUUGAGAUUAUUCUAUCCACUUUAAAAGGAAGUUCUUAAACUGCAAAUAUUUUGUGUAACCAUUUAGUUCUAUGAGAGCAUAAUCUAAAGAUUUUAGAUUCAGUUGUAUAGUGUUUUAGAUUAUGAAUAUUAGUUUAUGCAUAUAUGAGAGUAUAUACAAUAAGGGGCAUGAGAAGUGGUUUUUUAACUUAGUCGAGGAGAUAAUAGAAAUCUACAAUGUUUUCGUUAAUCUUCACGACCAGAUUCUCUGUAGAUAAUUAACUUAUUUUGAUUAGGAAACAAAACAUUUGUGAGUGGUCGUUUUUCCCAAAAGUAAUAAGUUUUUUGAAUGCUAAAAUAUAACUUUUCUUAAUAUUCCAUAUUUCUUAAGGAUUCUCCAGUGAACGUGGUGUUAAUACAUGAUUUUUAUUAAAUGAUGUGUUUUCCAGUUUUUUAUUCAAAAACUUCUCAAAUAAAUUCUCAUUUUGUUAAACUCUUUUUUCAAGUAGUUUCAUAAGUUUAAAACAUGAAGUUUAUUUUAAGCUGGCAUUUCAAACAACCUUUUAUGAAAGUGAUCUACAAGAAUUUCUUAAGGUAUAUGUUAUGCAUGUUAGCACUCGUAAUUGAAAGUAAAUUUUGCACUUCAAUAAACUGCAGUCAAGCAGUGAAAACCAGAGCAUUGCAUUACCAUCACAUAAAUAAGUCUUACACAUAAUUGGUUAUACAAAUUUGUGACCGAGAUGUAAUACAUCUGUCUGUGGAUUUCUAAGAACAUUCAUGGCUUAAAGACAUUAUUUAUUUCCCAACAUAUUAUUUGCACUAAUUCUCUAUUGAAAGUUUACUAUCGCUUUGUGUGAAAUACUUGGUAAAAGUGCCAAGUGAGUAUUUCGGUAGGACUAUAUCAAUACUUGGUUCAAUUUGAGAUUGUUUGGAUUAUCCCGUUGAUAUGUUUGACUGCAAUUUAAUCAUUCUUGGUUAGGAUAUGAGUAUCCUGUAUGGACAGGGCUAGCGACGGUAUUCAAGAUGUGUCUCAUCCUCUUUGGGACUCGUCAGUAAAGUGUACCUGCAUCCUAGGGUUGAUUUUUACACUGGGACUCAAAUCCAGUACCAUUCGCCUCAAAUGCCAUCGCGUUAUCCAUCUAGCUACUGAUUGUUGAUGAACAAUUCACUAAUGGCCAUAUCCCAUCUAUUCUAUAUAAUAAUACUGUUCAAAAAAUCAAAUAAUAACGAUUGUAUUAAAAUUCUGCGUUUAAAUUAUGACUUAAUUUUGUUUUUGAUUUAUCUGGGAUGCAUAAGACUUUGUUGCGCUAACUUUUUAAUCUAUUCUGUACAAAUCUUUACUUUAUAAUCAGAAAUAAGUUAACUAUGAUCGCUGAGCCACUCGAUAAGGGUUUAGCUGAGGACAUAGAGAAUAAGGUUGUGCAAAUCACUUGGCCAAAAAAGCGACUCGGAGACUUUUUCCAGAAAAAGUAUGACUGGGAUUUGCUUGCCUCCAGGUAAUUAGACUUGUUAAAUUUCGUUAUGUAUAGUAUGUUUAUUAAAUAUUAUUACCGCAGUUAUCAUUACGAAUUCAUAUUUCAUAUAUAAGUAUUAUUUGUUAUUAUGAUGAAUUUAAUUCAGAAUUUUGUCGAGUUAAAUAUUCAUUUUAGCGCAACACAUCAUGAGUCCUGGUUGUAUUUGUAGCGUGAUAUUUACUUUCCAUAUUUCUUUAACUCUUAUAAAUAAUCUCUUCUAGUGUAAACAUACGGUCCCCAAACCAACAGCGAUUAAGUUGUUCUACCUCUUAUUUUGAUUAACUGAAAACAUCCCUUAUCCCACUCUUGUAUUUAUCUGCUCAAAUUAACGUUACGUAACACAUACCGUAGUAACUCGUGUUAUCCAAAUUGUAAAUAGGGAACUUAGUCAUUUGUGUAUAUAUUAUUAUUACUGCGUCUUGUCCAACAGGUCUAUAUGGGCUUUUGGGCCAGACGCUACUGGUCCGAAUAUACUAAUGGAUGAUACAUUACCGUCUGAAGUUGAUAAGAAUUUACUACUUACUGUCAAAGAUUAUAUCGUGCAGGUGAGUUACAGCUCUAUAUUAUUUUGCUUCUAUAGUUAUGUAUUAUUUUGUUCAUAUUAAGUACUAAAAACGGAUAAUUAUUUAUUAUCUGUGAUAGAUAUUUAUGAGCGAUUUCUAUGAAUACAGGAUAUUCGUAUUUUAACAUAACAUUUUAUCAAUAUACAUGAACUAAUUAUGUUUUCAUUCCACAUUAUAUAGGGUUUCCAAUGGGGUACACGUGAAGGACCACUGUGUGACGAACCAAUUCGCAAUGUGAAAUUUAAAAUAUUAGAUGCUCUGAUUUCUGGCGAAGCACACCAACGGGGUUCUGGACAAAUAAUUCCUACAGCUCGCCGAGUUGCCUACUCUGCUUUCCUCAUGGCUACACCUCGCUUGAUGGAACCUUAUUACUUGGUUGAGGUACAGGCGCCUGCGGAUUGUGUUUCAGCGGUAUAUACAGUUCUUGCUCGUCGUCGUGGUCAUGUGACACAUGAUGCUCCUAUAUCUGGAUCUCCUUUGUAUGUUAUCCGUGCAUUUGUACCCGUCAUUGAUUCAUUUGGAUUCGAGACAGAUCUUCGAACUCAUUCUCAAGGACAGGCAUUUUGUAUGCUUGUUUUUAAUCACUGGCAAAUGGUUCCAGGAGAUCCUCUCGAUCGUUCAAUUCAAAUACAGCCUUUGGUCCCACAGCCUGCUACUCAUUUGGCUCGGGAGUUUAUGGUUAAAACUCGUAGAAGAAAGGGUUUGAAUGAAGAUGUAAGUAUCAACAAAUUCUUCGAUGAUCCUAUGUUGCUAGAACUAGCCAAACAAGACGUAAUGCUAAAUUAUGCACUAUAAAUUUGUACAUUUACUGUAUUUCAUAAGAAAAUAAAUAGUCGAACAUUAUAACCGACUACAUAUUACCGCAUGACUUCUAUUCAUUUGUUUUUUGAAUUUUUUAAAAUGGCGAAUGCACUUGCUCUGUUUCAAAAAUUUAUUACAUUUAGCUGUAACUUAAUUACUUGUUACUAAGUCGUACAUAAGUAAGUAUCAACGGCUGACUUUUUAAUCGCUUGUUAAAGAAAUCCGUAGUUUACCUGUCAGAGGUAAGUAACAAAUUCGCAAUGUAUCUAGCUCGACCAUGCAGAUGGAAUAUGAAAUUAUACAGUUUAAGGUUAAA
Schistosoma haematobium is the source of this 10019-nucleotide messenger RNA. RefSeq names its product U5 small nuclear ribonucleoprotein component. The record is from RefSeq and is a predicted model, not a curated record. Gene Ontology annotation, molecular function: GTPase activity; GTP binding; U5 snRNA binding. The transcript is spliced from 13 exons. NCBI's taxonomy places the organism in Eukaryota, Metazoa, Platyhelminthes, Trematoda, Strigeidida, Schistosomatidae. Gene Ontology annotation, cellular component: U2-type catalytic step 2 spliceosome; cytosol; U4/U6 x U5 tri-snRNP complex. Gene Ontology annotation, biological process: mRNA splicing, via spliceosome. The coding region runs from base 5140 to 6396 and encodes 418 amino acids.